Molecule: messenger RNA, 5452 nt
Organism: Lepus europaeus (European hare)
Lineage: Eukaryota; Metazoa; Chordata; Mammalia; Lagomorpha; Leporidae
Gene: KDR
Product: kinase insert domain receptor
Exons: 30
Coding region: 9-4076 (1355 amino acids)
Biological process (GO): angiogenesis; protein phosphorylation; multicellular organism development
Cellular component (GO): membrane; signaling receptor complex
Molecular function (GO): growth factor binding; ATP binding; vascular endothelial growth factor receptor activity
Source: RefSeq, a predicted model, not a curated record
GGUGCGGGAUGGCGAGCAGGGCGCUGCUGGCCGUCGCUCUGUGGCUCUGCGUGGAGACCCGGGCCGCCUCUGUGGGUUUGCCUGGUGUCUCCCUGGAGUCACCCACCCUCAGCACACAAAAAGACAUCCUUACAAUUAUGGCAAAUUCAACUCUCCAAAUUACUUGCAGGGGCCAGCGGGAGUUGGACUGGCUCUGGCCCAACCAUCAGAGAGGCUCCGAGGAGAGGGUGGAGGUGACAGAGUGCAGCGAUGACUUGUUCUGCAAGACGCUCACAAUUCCCAAAGUCAUGGCCAAUGACACCGGCACGUACAAGUGCUUCUACCAGGACACCAAUAUGGCAUCUGUUGUUUAUGUCUAUGUUCAAGAUUACAGAUCUCCGUUCAUUGCGUCUGUGAGUGACCAGCACGGCGUUGUGUUCAUUACUGAGAACAAAAACAAGACCAUGGUGAUUCCGUGCCUGGGGUCCACGUCAAACCUCAACGUGUCACUCUGUGCGAGGUAUCCCGAAAAGAGGUUUGUUCCUGAUGGGGACAAAAUUUCCUGGGACAGCAAGAAGGGUUUCAGCAUCCCCAGCUACAUGAUCAGCUACGCUGGCAUGGUCUUCUGUGAGGCCAAAAUCCACGACGAGACUUACCAGUCCAUCAUGUACAUAGUCGUGGUUGUAGGGUACAGGAUUUAUGACGUGCUGGUGAGCCCCCCUCACGGUGUGGAGCUGUCUGUGGGACAGAAGCUUGUCUUAAACUGCACAGCGAGAACCGAGCUCAAUGUGGGUCUGGACUUCCACUGGGAGCACCCUUCUUUGAAGCACCAGCCGAAGAAAGUUGUGAACCGGGAGCUAAAGACGCAGCCUGGGAGUGAGAUGAAGAAAUUCUUGAGCACCUUGACGAUCGAGAGCGUGACCCGGGCUGACCAAGGGUGGUACCUCUGUGCGGCAUCCAGCGGGCUGAUGACCAAGAGGAACAGCACUUUUGUCAGAGUCCACGAAAAGCCUUUUGUUGCUUUUGGGAGUGGCAUGGAGUCCUUGGUGGAGACCAUGGUGGGAGCGCGCAUCCGAGUCCCCGUGAGGUGGCUGGGUUACCCACCACCUGAAAUAAAAUGGUAUAAAAAUGGAAGACUCCUGGAGUCCAAUCACACGAUUAAAGUGGGGCACGUACUAACCAUCUCAGAGGCGAGUGAGAAAGACACGGGAAACUACACCGUCAUCCUCACCAACCCCAUCACCAGGGAGAAGCAGAGCCACGUGGUGUCUCUGGUUGUGAAUGUGCCGCCGCAGAUUGGGGAGAAGUCUCUGAUCUCGCCGGUGGACUCCUACCAGUACGGCAGCUCACAGACGCUGACCUGCACCGUGUACGCCGUGCCUCCCCCGCACCACAUCCGCUGGUAUUGGCAGCUGGAGGAGGAAUGCCCCGAGCAGGCCGGCCAGUCGGCCUUAAUGACAAACCCAUACACUUGCAAAGAAUGGAGAAACGUGGAGGAUUCCCAGGGAGGCAAUAGAAUUGAAGGCAGCAAAAAUCAGUUUGCCCUAAUUGAAGGGAAAAACAAAACUGUAAGCACCCUUGUUAUCCAAGCGAACGUGUCGGCGUUGUACAAAUGUGAAGUGGUCAACUCAGUGGGCAGAGGAGAGAGGAUCAUCUCCUUCCACGUGACCAGGGGUCCCGAGAUUACUCUGCACCCGAGCACCCAGCCAACGGAGCAGGAGACCGUGUCUCUGUGGUGCUCCGCAGACAGAACCACAUUUGAGAACCUCACGUGGUACAAGCUCGGCCCGCAGGCCCUGCCGAUCCACGCAGGAGAGUUGCCUGUGCCUGUCUGCGAGAACUUGGAUGCUCUCGCGAGACUGAAUGCCACCGUGUUCUCCAACAGCACCAACGACAUUUUGAUCACAGAGCUCCAGAAUGUUUCCCUGCAGGACCAGGGCCACUAUGUCUGCUUUGCUCAAGACAAGAAGACCAAGAAAAGGCAUUGUGUGGUCAGACAACUCGUAGUCUUAGAGCGGAUGGCCCCCAUGAUCACGGGCAACCUGGAGAAUCAGACGACCAGUAUCGGCGAAACCAUCGAAGUUUCCUGCAUGGCGUCUGGAAACCCGCCGCCGCAGUUCACGUGGUUCAAAGACAACGAGACGCUGGUAGAAGACUCAGGUAUCAUCCUGAAGGCGGGGAACCGGAACCUCACCAUCCGCAGGGUGAGGAAGGAGGACGAGGGUCUCUAUACCUGCCAGGCGUGCAGCGUCCUUGGCUGUGUGAGAGCAGAGGCGUUCUUCAUCGUGGAAGGUGCCCAGGAGAAGACGAACUUGGAAGUCAUUAUCCUUGUCGGCACCGCGGUGAUUGCCAUGUUCUUCUGGCUCCUCCUUGUCAUUGUCCUGCGGACCGUGAAGCGGGCCAAUGGAGGGGAACUGAAGACAGGCUACUUGUCCAUCGUCAUGGACCCAGACGAGCUGCCCUUGGACGAGCACUGUGAGCGCCUGCCUUACGAUGCCAGCAAGUGGGAGUUUCCCAGGGAUCGGCUCAAGUUAGGGAAGCCUCUGGGCCGUGGUGCCUUUGGCCAAGUGAUGGAAGCCGAUGCUUUUGGGAUCGACAAGACAGCGACUUGCAAGACAGUGGCCGUCAAAAUGUUGAAAGAAGGAGCAACGCACAGCGAACACCGAGCCCUCAUGUCCGAACUCAAGAUCCUCAUUCACAUCGGCCACCAUCUCAACGUGGUGAACCUGCUGGGGGCCUGCACCAAGCCAGGAGGGCCGCUCAUGGUGAUAGUGGAGUUCUGCAAGUUUGGGAACCUCUCGGCUUACUUACGGAGCAAGAGAAGCGAAUUUGUCCCCUACAAGACCAAAGUGGCGCGGUUCCGUCACGGGAAAGACUAUGUGGGCGAAAUCCCCGUGGACCUGAAAUGCCGCCUGGACAGCAUCACCAGCAGCCAGAGCUCUGCCAGCUCGGGCUUUGUGGAGGAGAAAUCCUUGAGUGACGUGGAGGAAGAGGAAGCUUCCGAAGGUGUGGACAAGGACUCCCUGACCUUGGAGCACCUCCUCUGCUACAGCUUCCAAGUGGCCCGGGGCAUGGAGUUCCUGGCAUCGCGCAAGUGCAUCCACAGAGACCUGGCGGCGCGGAACAUCCUCUUGUCGGAGAAGAACGUGGUGAAGAUCUGUGACUUUGGCCUGGCCCGGGAUAUUUAUAAGGACCCCGAUUAUGUCAGAAAAGGAGAUGCUCGCCUGCCUCUGAAAUGGAUGGCCCCGGAAACGAUUUUCGACAGAGUGUACACGAUCCAGAGCGACGUGUGGUCUUUCGGCGUGUUGCUCUGGGAGAUAUUUUCCUUGGGUGCUUCUCCGUAUCCCGGAGUGAAAAUCGAUGAAGAAUUUUGUAGGCGGUUGAAAGAAGGCACGAGAAUGAGAGCCCCUGAUUACACCACGCCCGAAAUGUACCAGACCAUGCUUGACUGCUGGCACGGGGAGCCCAACGAGAGACCCACGUUUUCCGAGCUGGUGGAGCAUCUGGGGAAUCUGUUACAAGCGAGCGCUCAGCAGGGUGGCAAAGACUACAUUGUUCUUCCGAUGUCAGAGACUUUGAGCAUGGAAGAGGAUUCCGGGCUCUCCCUGCCUACCUCACCUGUUUCCUGUAUGGAGGAAGAGGAAGUGUGCGACCCCAAAUUCCAUUAUGACAACACAGCAGGAAUCAGUCAGUAUCUGCAGAACACUAAGCGAAAAAGCCGGCCUGUGAGUGUAAAAACAUUUGAAGAUAUUCCACUGGAGGAACCAGAAGUAAAAGUAGUCCCAGAUGACAACCAGUCGGACAGUGGCAUGGUGCUUGCAUCAGAAGAGCUGAAAACUUUGGAAGACAGAACCAAAUUAGUUCCAGCUUUUAGUGGAAUGAUGUCCAGCAAGAGCAGGGAGUCUGUGGCAUCUGAAAGCUCCAACCAGACGAGCGGCUACCAGUCCGGGUACCACUCGGACGACACAGACACCGCCGUGUCCUCCAGUGAGGAGGCCGAACUUUUAAAGCGGGUGGAGGCUGGAGGGCCGGGGGGCGGCCCGGCCCUGGGUCUCCAGCCUGACUCUGGCGCCUUGUUGAGCUCCUCUGCUGUUUAAAGGGGGUUCCCGCGUACCCCACUCCUGGAAGUCCCGGGAGAGGCGAAGCUCAGACAGCCACCGCCGCCGGGAAGUAGCCACAUGUGACUUUUGUUUCCAUAGAAACCAGAAAGGACCUCGGACCGCAGGGAGGAGUCUUCCAGGCGCUUCCCAAGAUGCUCCUGACCCAAGAAUGUGUGUGUGUGUGUGUGUGUCGUCUUGUGUUGAUGUUCCCUUCCAGCGGUUUCCAGACUUUUUCUCACGCCCCCAGCUGUAAGAAGUGCCAGCCCUGGGGAGCCAGCAGAGCUAGAGAACUGGGCGGUGCUGCCCGUGCUGGGGGUAGUGAGGCUGGCCACCACGGACAGGGCCCAGGCCAAGUGCACGGCGCUGUGCGGGCUGCGGGGCCGAGCCUGCUGGCUGGAGCCUGCCUGCACCUCGUGUUGGCUCCGGCGAAGGUGGCCCCGUGGUCUCUUAGGAAAGGCCGCCCGGGGUUUCUGGUUGGAGGAGUUUGCGUGCUCUGGGCAGUUGGGCCAAAGCAGAAUUCCUGGUGCGCUUCCGACCCCUGAUGAGAGUUCCUUCCGCACCCUGACGUGGCUCCUGGCCGAGUCCCGGGAAGGAAAUGACGCAGGUCUGGCUCCUUGUCUCCCAGGCCGAUCCGCUCUGCAGAGCGCCGAGAAGGAAAGACAUUCGGCCCGAGGUGCCCUGUCCCGGGCAGGAGUCUGACCCUGCAGGCGGCUUCUAGAACCUCUGGCUGAGUGCACACGUGGCUGACCUGGUGGCCCGUGUCUGGGACUGAUCGCAGCAAGUGUCAGCCUUCCGGCCUCUUCUCCCCCCUCCCAGCCCCACACCCUCGCCCCCACAUCGGUUCUUUGGGGGCCCUCCACACUCCAGUAAGCCCAACUCGAUUUGUUCACUCUCGACUGUUAGCUUUUUGUUUUUUUCGAAAUUACUUUAUAGCCAAAGUUAUAACAACAUCUAUUGUAUUAUUUAGACUUCUAACAUAUGAAGCUGUUUCUUCUGAUUUUUGUCCUUGUCCUGUUCUUUUCUUUAAAAAAAAAAAAAAAAGAAGAAACUAUUUUUCCAUUGGUUGGUACCAUAGUGUGAGAUGCUGGGAACAAUGGCUAUAAGACAUGCUAUGGCACACAUAUUUAUAGUCUGUUUAUGUAGAAACAAAUGUAAUAUAUUAAAACCGUAUAAUAUAUAUAAUGAACUUUGUACUAUUCACCCUUCGUAUCAGUAUUAUGUAGCAUAACAGUGGUCAUCAUAUUUCAGCAAUUGAGGUCAUUUUAUUAAAAAAACAUUGAAACCUUAAAGGAUUCUCUCCUGUACCUGCCAUUUCUUUGGUUUUUCAAAGGGAGGAGGGGGAGUUAGACAUAGUAUGACUGUUUUGCAUUUUU